Messenger RNA from Gadus chalcogrammus (walleye pollock), 5981 nucleotides. RefSeq names its product nodal modulator (gene nomo). The transcript is spliced from 31 exons. Lineage: Eukaryota; Metazoa; Chordata; Actinopteri; Gadiformes; Gadidae. Gene Ontology annotation, cellular component: endoplasmic reticulum membrane. The record is from RefSeq and is a predicted model, not a curated record. Gene Ontology annotation, molecular function: carbohydrate binding. The coding region runs from base 68 to 3751 and encodes 1227 amino acids.
GCACAGACCCGGUGACAGCGUGCACUUGUCCGGUCCGCUGACAGCCGAGAAGCAGAGCAGCAUCAAGAUGAUCGGGAUUACGGUUCUUCGAGUGGACAUGGGGCUCAUGGCGGUGCUCCUCGGGGUGCUCUGUUGCCAAGUCCUGGCGUCGGCGUCGGACGACGUGGUGGUGGCCUGCGGGGGGUUCGUGAAGUCCGACGUGGAGAUUAAUUACUCUUUGAUCGAGAUUAAACUGUACACUAAGCAAGGUUCACUGAAAUAUCAAACGGACUGCGCGCCAAUCAAUGGUUACUUUAUGAUCCCUCUUUAUGACAAGGGCGACUUUGUGUUGAAGAUUGAGCCUCCACUUGGUUGGAGCUUCGAGCCGACCCGAGUGGAUCUCCACGUGGACGGGGUCAACGACAUCUGCACCCGGGAGCAGGACAUCAACUUCGCCUUCACCGGCUUCUCCAUCUCAGGAGCGGUUCUCAGUAAAGGUCAUCCACUGGGCCCAGCCGACGUCGAGGUGAGGCUGAGCCGGUCCGGGACGGAGGAGAAGCUCCAGUCUGUCCUCACUCAACCUGGGGGAAAGUACACCUUCUUCAAGGUGAUGCCGGGGAGCUAUGACAUCACAGCCUCUCAUUCCUCCUGGACGCUGGAGCAGAGCGUGACGUCGGUGCUGGUGUCCAACGCCAACGCCCCGGCCGCCGCCCCCCUGGUGGUGGGGGGCUACGACGUGACGGGGGUGGUGCGCAGCGACGGGGAGCCCAUGAAGGAGGUCACCUUCCUGCUGUACUCGGCCUCCGUCCACCAGGAGGCGGUGGCGGGCUGCAACACGGCGCCGGUGGAAGGAGCGGAGUCGGGGGACAGCGCGCUGCUCUACCUCUGCAGCUCUCUGUCCGGCGAGGACGGAGCCUUCGUGUUCCCCUCGCUGCCCAGCGGCGAGUACACGGUGAUUCCGUUCUACCGGGGAGAGAGGAUCACGUUCGACGUGGCGCCCUCCAGGAUGAACUUCAAGGUGGAGCACAACAGUCUGCAGCUGGAGCCCAUCUUCCGCGUCAUGGGGUUCUCCGUUACCGGCCGCGUGCUCAACAGCCUGGAGGGGGAGGGGGUCCCAGACGCCACCGUGUACCUCAACAACCAGAUCAAAGUGGUGACCAGAGAGGACGGGUCCUUCCGCCUGGAGAACAUGACCGCAGGAACCUACACCAUCCGCACCCAGAAGGAGCUCAUGUUCUUCGAGCCCAUCUCCGUGAAGAUCGCCCCCAACACCCCCCAGCUCCCCGACAUCAUCACCGCAGGGUUCAGCGUCUGCGGCCGCAUCGCCGUGAGCCGUCUGCCCGAGGGCAUGAAGCAGCAGAGCCGCUACAGGGUGACCCUCCGGCCCCGGGACCAGGACCAGGACCCGGGCCUCGGCAAGACUGCCGACUCUGACCCCCAAGGCGGCUUCUGCUUCCAGGCCAAACCCGGAGACUACAGCGUCCACGUGUCCGUCCCCGAAGCGGAGGUGAAGCUGGGCAUGGCCCUCCUGCCCUCUCUAUUGGACGUCUCCCUGGUGGACCGGCCAAUCACAGACCUGCUGUUCACCCAGUUCAUGGCGUCCGUCUCGGGCAAAGUCCAUUGCCUCGCCUCCUGUGACGACCUCUCGGUGACCCUGCAGCCCGUGAGUCGGCAGGGUGACCGACGGACGGUGGCGCUGUCGGCCAGCGGGGACGUCCUCAGCUUCUCCUUCGACGGCGUGCUGCCCGGAAAAUACAAAGCGAGCAUCUCCCACGAGGAGUGGUGCUGGAAACACAAGUCGGUGGAGGUGGAGGUCCUGGACUCCGACGUGGCGGGGGUGGAGUUCCGUCAGAUCGGCUACAUCCUGCGUUGCUCGCUCUCCCACGCCAUCACGCUGGAGUUCUUCCAGGACGGCAGCCAGCCGGAGAACGUGGGCGUGUACAACCUCUCCAAGGGGGUGAACCGGUUCUGCCUCUCCAAGCCUGGCGUAUACAAAGUCACUCCCCGCUCCUGCCACCAGUUUGAACAGGAUUACUACACCUACGACACGUCCGCCCCCAGCAUCCUCACCCUGACGGCUGUCCGCCAUCACAUGACCGGCCUCAUCACCACAGACAAGCUCCUGGACGUCACCGUGACCAUCAAGUCGUCCAUCGAGAGCGAGCCGGCUCUUGUCCUCGGCCCGCUCCGCUCCCAGGAGGAGCAGCGCCAGGAGCAGCAGCUGCAGGAGAUCACGCUCCGCCGGCAGGAGAGGGAGCGCCGGGCGGCGGAGGAGGGGGAGCAGGAGGGCGGGGCCCGGGACGACGGCCCCCCCAUCCUGGAGCGGGCAGACGAGCUGACGGGGCCCUUCCACUUCGAGUUCUCCUACUGGGCCAGGGCCGGAGAGAAGAUCACCGUCACCCCCUCCUCCAAGGAGCUGCUCUUCUACCCCCCGGAGGUGGAGGCCACCAUCACCGGAGACUCGUGUCCGGGCCGCCUGGUGGACAUCUCGGGGCGCGCGGGUCUCUUCCUGGAGGGCACGGUGUUCCCUGAGCUCCAGGGGGUGGAGAUCUCCAUCACGGAGCGGGGGGCCGGCCAGCCUCUCAUCACCGUGGCAACCAGCGAGACGGGAACCUACAGGGUCGGCCCACUCCACAGCGACCGCGAGUACGACACCAGCGCCCGCAAGGAGGGCUUUGUCCUCAGCGCGGUGCCCGGUGCCUCGGGGGACUUCAAGGCCUUUGCCCUCGCAGGAGUCACCUUCAAGAUCCGGUCUGAGGAUGAUCAGCCACUCUCCGGCGUGCUUCUCUCUCUGAGCGGGGGCAACUUCCGGUCCAACCUGCUGACCCAGGACACCGGGGUGCUGACCUUCAACAACCUGAGUCCGGGCCAGUACUACUUCAAGCCCAUGAUGAAGGAGUUCCGCUUCGAGCCCGCCUCCCAGAUGAUCUCUGUGGACGAGGGCCAGAACCUCAGCAUCGACAUCACCGGCGUCAAGACCGCCUACAGCUGCUACGGGGCGGUCCAGUCUCUGAGUGGGGAUGCAGAGCGUGACGUGGCCGUGGAGGCCGUGGGGCAGGGCGACUGCAGCCUCUACAGCGAGGACACCGUCACCGACGAGGAGGGCCGCUUCCGCCUCAGGGGCCUCCUGCCCGCCUGCAGGUAUGUGAUCCAGCUGAGGGCCGAGGGCAACGACCACAUCGAGAGGGCCCUGCCCCAACACCGCUCCCUGGAGGUGGGUAACAGUGACAUCGAGGGGGUCAACAUCAUCGCCUUCCGGCAGAUCAAUCAGUUCGACCUGAGUGGGAACGUGGUCACGUCCCCGGAACACCUGCCCACGCUGUCGGUGAAGCUCUACCGCAGCGACAACAUGGAUAACCCCAUCAACACCGUCUCUCUGGGACAGUCGCUCUUCUUCCACUUCCCCCCGCUGGACCGUGACGGGGAGAACUACGUGCUGAUGCUUCACUCCACGCUGUCGCGCUCCCAGUACGACUACAGCCUGACCCAGGUGUCCUUCGUGGCCACGGGCUACCACAAGCACGUCACCCUGACCUUCAACCCCACCCACAAAGUGCCUGACCAGGACAUCGCCCAGGGCUCGUACAUCGCUCUGCCCCUCACCCUGCUGCUGCUGCUGGCCGCCUACAACCACGAGAAGGUCAUCCCCAUGCUGCUGCAGCUGGUGAACCGCGUGCAGGGCGUCCGCAGCAUGGCGACGGCCGGGGGCGACAGCGCCUCCCUGGACGAGGCCAAGCGGCAGGCCAAGAGACAGAAGACCCGCCGCACUUAGGGGGCGUGUGUGUGUGUGUGUGUGUGUGUGUGUGUGUGUGUGUGUGUGUGUGUGUGUGUGUGUGUGUGUGUGUGUGUGUGUGUGUGUGUGUGUGUGUGUGUGUGUGUGUGUGUGUGUGUGUGUGUGUGUGUGUGUGUGUGUGUGUGGAGGAUCCGAUGCUGAACGAUACGGCUCCGUCCAACACGACUCCAAAUGGAGUCUGAAGAAGUCGGGCCGUUCUCCACAGGGAGUCGGUAGCGAUGUGUGUUUGUUUUGUGUGUCUAGGACGGCAGGGAGGGGAGGGGGUCGUCGAGGUGGACUUGAGGCCCGGUGUUAAGCCCCUCCCCGCGCAGUACCGCUGCUCACCACCCAGACGCUGCGGCCAAUCGAAUUAGAAAAGAACCAGUCCGUCGCGUUUUUUGCAAAUUCCGUUAUUAAAACGCGUCCGACUGCAUCUGUACUCUCCACUGUCUCGCUCUCUCUCGCUCUGUCUCUCGCUCUGAACACGCGUUUUCUUAUAGAACGUGUCCAUAUUUUUUAUCAUACAAUAUGAGCCAUUUUUAUACAUUAAUAAUUUAUUUAGGUCAACCAACGUUUUCUGUUUGUUUGCUCGUGUUUCGGAGGAGCUGGACUGAUCCGGUUUAUGUUAUAUCGUGAGGACCUAUGUGUUGGCGGGGGACUAUGCACAUUUUUUUACUGUGGAGGAAAAGCGAUUCACUUUCAGUUCAAUUCAUACAAGAUGUCACUAUUCUGUUGAAACACUCUAAAUAGAUUCAAAAUGUUGUGAUUAUUAUUAGUGAUAUUGAUGUGCACGGAGACGACGAGGUGUCCUGACCGAGUGCUGAAUUGAGCGGUAAAGUGAACUGAGUGUGUUCAUAAGACCUCCAGGAGCAGAGCUCCAUUAGCAGAGCAGCGAGCGAAGCUCUGACCUUCCUCAGUCGAGGUAAACAAGCACUCAGCCGGUGUGAGCGAUCUGUGGCGCUUCUAAACAAGUUGUUGAGUGCAUCUACAGGAUGUAGGGAAGAGGGCUGGGUUCAGGAAGAAGAGAGAAAUGAUCUUAAAGUACAGGUGUUUUUGUAGGGGUUAUAGGGAGUAACAUUGAUGUUUGAUUAAUUUAUUAACAUUUUUUUUCCACUCUGAUGUGAAUGAUGAUGAGCUCUAUGCGUGUUUAUGUUGAUUUCUAUUGAUUUAUUAAAGCAGUGUUGACACUAAAUCUGAAGAGUGCCCCGCUACAUUAAAACCCACCAUUAAUUAAUUAAAUUAAGUUUAUUUUAGAAGGUUUGACUGGACUUCAAUUCUAAAAAAUGUCAAAGGUGCCAGUGAGACUUCCAAAAGCGUAAAAUAUUCCACUGGUCGUUGUAAUGCACUGUAAAGACCGUGGACCAAUUUGACAAUUAAUCAAUCCUUUCAGAGUCGCCGUCGAAGGCAAACUCUGUAAAGGACACUUAUGCCGCUUUUCCACUGCAUGGUACCAGCUCGACACGACUCGACUCGACUCGACUCAGCUCGCCUUUUUUGCGUUUCCACCGCGAUCUAGUACCUCAAGUGGCUGCUUUUUCUAGUACCGCCUCGCUCUAGGUUCCAAGCGGCUGAGCCGAUGCUAAAAGGUGACGUCGGCAGACGGCCGGCCACUGAUUGGCCAGAGAGUGUGACGAAGUCACGAGAGCGACAUGGCAACCAUGCUGGUAACGAUAGAACAGCCAUAGUAGCGCCGCAGCCAACAUAUUCCACUUCUUCAACAUGCCAGCUAAUAAUACGAACACGAAUACCAUCGCAUCGAUGUUCUCCAUUGUUGUUAUGUGGGUUCUGUCCAUGUGUGGGUUACGUAGGUGUUGUUUGCGUCGCGUACAAAAAUACGUCACGGCCCUUUCGCGCAGACGACCCCGCCCACGUCCCGGAGGUACUAUUUGCGGUGGAAAAGCACCCGCGCUGCUACCGUGUCGAGUCGUGUCGAGUCGUGUCGUGUCGAGUCGAGCUACAUGUGCGGUGGAAAAGCGGCAUUAGGUUUUUCUCUUUAUUUUAUUUUUCAUUUUUUUCAGCUAGUGUUGAAUUGCCAGGCGCUGAUUGGCCGGCCUGUAAGGCAGAAUGACGUGAGGAGGUAGAUUCUUGUCAAUCAGCAUCUGUUCAUUUUCCAAAUGUUCUAAAUAAAAUCGUACUAAAGUAAGCGGUUGUGUUCAGUGUUUGUCUCUAGGGGGCACUGUCAUGUUGGACGCUAACGUUCCUGUGUUUUUAAGUAGACGUGUGCACGCAG